AUGAUCCUGUCGAAAGUGACUUGUGUUUUUUUCAAUUGUACGAACUCACCAUAUUGUUAUGUGGCUCGAAUUGACUGUAGUCCAGAUUUAGAGGUUUUGAACAUUGACUGCUGCCCCUGCGCACCCGCACCCCUUCAACUUCUUAAGUUGGGGCUAUUUGCAUGUGCACCCAUAGCUCCAUCUCUUGCUGUUGACCUACGUGUACUAGAGCUCGUUAGGACUCUUUUUGUACGGAUCACCCCCAAUACAACAGCCUGGUGUGAAGCAUUGGAAGUUUUUCUAACAGCUCGGGGUUACAAACUUUCUACCAAGGACAAUCUUCGCCGCCGCUUCAGUAAUGCGUAUCAUUGGUACUCAGUCCUUGUGAUGAAUGCUGGAGACCACGUAUACAGCCUCAUUUCACAACAUCUUCCUUCGCGUUCUUUGGGGGACGAAGUCUUGCCCGCACAACCAAGCGAUUAUCUCCGUUCACGUUGUCCAGUUUGUUUUGGAAUGCAGGAUUGGCAAAAGGAUCACGGUUCGCGUCUCAAGCUAGAUUGCCAUGUAUGCAUCGAUGCAUGCUUCACACAGAAACGGUCAGCCAAUUCACGUGGGGCCGAUGGCCUAGAUCCGCCAAACCCAACACGAUCAGUUUUCAUUUCGGACGAAGAGGUCGCACGGAUGGAAGCUCACGUACUUGCCUGUCGAGGCUCCCUACCUGGUCGUGGAACAAAACGCAAGAAGCCGGAAGGCGACGAAGACGGGUAUGAAGAUGGUAUGCGCAUCCCUGUAUCGACAUUGGAUGCCUGCAGGGAAUCUUUUCUUGCUGCCGACGAAAAACGAGAGAAAGCUAGCACCCGUUUCUUCGCCGAUACGGGAAUCAUGGCCUUACUUUGUCGUCAUGAUUGUGUCUUAUGGUUGGUCAAUAUGACAUCAGCAGGUGAAAAACAAUAUUAUGCGCUUGCACUUAUUAAAAAGCUCUUCGAACAUCUUCCGCCAACCAUGACCGUCGGUAUCUUGUAUGAUAUUGCAUGUCAGCUCGAGCGUAGUUGUCUUAAAUACCAACUUCUCGAGCAAGGUAUUCUCUCACGUAUCGUCUUUUCUAUAUCCGUAUUUCACGUGUACGGACAUCAGUGGCCUUGUCAGCUUAUUUAUCACCCUCGCAAAUGUGAAGGGUUUGGACUUUCUGACGGAGAGGGCUGUGAGCGCCUGUGGAGCGCUCUCAAGAUGUUGAUCCCCCCCUUGCGGGUCUCUGGGUACCACCAACGGCUUUUUGUGCUGAAUGCGCAAGUUCGGCAUCUUGACGGCAAAAAUCUCGAUACAUUUGGCAAGUGGCUGAGUCGCAGAUGGACUCGUUGCCAGACAAAGAAGAGCAGUGCAGAACAUGCGCUUCAACAACUCUCUGUAGAUGAAGCUAAUAUACGCCCGGAAUGGAGGGCUCAGGUCGAGCACCAAACGAAACCAUUAUCCAGGAGAUCAAAAACCAACAAUGACAAGCAAAUAUCGAAGAUUUUGACCCUCGAGCGAACACUCAGUAACCUGGACGAUUCCGUUCGUGCUCUUGAGAUGCAGCUCUGUGCUGGCAACACUCUUAACAAUGUUGACUUCAACCUUCGACUUGCAGACGAACGCACCCACCGGUCCAAAGUUGCUGAUACUCUGCGACGAUGGAAGGCAUCCCUUGGCAUCGGGCAACUUAACGAUCUUCAACAACUCCGACGUAGUAUAUUCCUUCAAAUUCGUCUUGAUGCGCAAGCUGUCAAGGCACGCCUUCGUGAACGUCUGCGCCAGCGCAAAUUUGAAAUUGAGAGGUUUGAACGGUCGUACCGUCAGACAGUAAAUGAGCACAAGCUUCAUGUGCAUGCAGAAGCUUCAAUUCAACGGCGCAACCCUACCAUACGAAAGCUUGUCACAACUUACAACAACCUCUGUGGUAAACUAAUUGACUUAAUUCGACGAGGCGAGGCUCCUGCCGGUGCGAUAGCGCCUCAUUCUAUCUCUCCGACUGGUAUCUUUCAGCUUGAUGUAGAUGAUGACAUCUGGCAAGAUGUUGGACUUGACAGCAAUGACAUGGCUCCACCUGCCUGGCUAGCGGAUGAAAAUAUGCGUGCAGCAAUUAAGUUUCAACUCGAGGUAGACCGGUGCAAUGAGGAAAGGGCUCGUAUCAUGCGAGAACGUUGUGUUCUCCAGGAGUGGAUGAUGGCUGAGUGGGAUGCCUUGCAGGAGGCUCGCACUUGUGCAGAAGAAAAUGAAGAUCUCUGCUUUCAUUUCGACCUCCGUGCGCGCUUGUUGAGUGGUCUUGUUGUGCAUUGGCAAUCUCGAGUUUGUCCUAUCCCUUGUGCUUGGCCAUUGCCUGACUCAUGGGGCCCCACCCCGAAUGACCUUGCUGAGGCUGCUAAUAUGUAUUAUCAACCAAGCUGUCUUGAUGGCACAGCUGCUGUGUAUGAUUCUGAGAAUGACUGGGAGUCUGAUGAGGAGAGGGAGAAUGAUGAAUUGAUAGAUGAAUUGGAGGAAGCUGCAUUGGCUGGAGCAUAUAUAGAUCUUGACUCGGAUUCAUAUGAUAUAUAG
Molecule: messenger RNA, 2547 nt
Organism: Suillus discolor
Lineage: Eukaryota; Fungi; Basidiomycota; Agaricomycetes; Boletales; Suillaceae
Exons: 8
Coding region: 1-2547 (848 amino acids)
Source: RefSeq, a predicted model, not a curated record